Molecule: messenger RNA, 1299 nt
Organism: Uncinocarpus reesii 1704
Lineage: Eukaryota; Fungi; Ascomycota; Eurotiomycetes; Onygenales; Onygenaceae
Exons: 3
Coding region: 1-1299 (432 amino acids)
Biological process (GO): regulation of transcription by RNA polymerase II
Cellular component (GO): core mediator complex; mediator complex
Molecular function (GO): transcription coregulator activity
Source: RefSeq, a predicted model, not a curated record
AUGGACACCGCCCUUUUCACUCACCUUUCCGCCAUCGAACAGUGUCUCAACGCCCUCGUCUCAUCCAUAUCUUCUUCCCCUACCGCCGCAGGCGCCCCGGCCGCGGCACUCGCCCUCCUCGAAGCCGACGACAACCUCACUUCGGCACUGGACACGCUGCGAACUCACCAGGCCAACUAUGCCAAAAUACUCCAACUACGCGCGGAUGCGAGUAGUUUAGAGGGAAGAGUGCGCGAGAUAGUCCAGGAGGUGGGCAAGAUGGGCGAUGACAUCUCCGCUCUAGCAGGCGGCGACGACGACGAAAGCGACGAGGAUGGCGGCAAUGCAAGCGAUGGAGAAGACACGGCAAUGGGCGGGAUGCGGCAGCAGAAGAACGAGAUCGACUACAAGCUCCUUCUCGAUUUUGCGCGGCGAAUCAGCAAAUACAACACCCACGCCGCGUCCGCCGCCGCCUCGGGCGCCAUCCCCACGAAGCGCCCGCUCCAGGAUGAACAGGAGGGACCACAGGGGCCAGGGAAAGACCGCGGCGAAAUGGCCACGAUAACCAAGAAUUCUACGUCGCAGUUGGAUGCGCUGGCAGAGUCCAUUCGGCAAGGGUGGCUUCUGCCGUAUCCCAACGAUGAUAAGAUUCGCAUGGGGGUGAUGGGGAAACUUCAGGCUGCUGUUGCGGCGAGCGGAGCCCGCGACGACCGGGAUAUCGAGAGAGAAGUUGACAAGGUGAUACUUGCGGUUGAAGCAGCUACGACAGGCGGGGCAGAUGCAGCAAAGACAGCGGAUGCUGUAAUCAGAGACGACUCAGUGGCUAAUACUUCUGGGCAAAUAUCCGGGCCAAGCGGACAGGCUGCGGCUGGAAGGACCAGCGCCGUGCUUAGCGGAAGUACGAUGAAGCCAGCGACUCAGGCGAAAGCAAAGCUGGAUCUGGAUCUAUAUGACCCCGAUGAGGACGACGGUCCUCCAACUUGCGGUCGGCUGGAAAUAGAAUCAUCAGCAAGAGAUAUAGGCCGGGAUAGCAAACGCGCACCACAAUACGGUCAGGCCCAUGUUCACCAUAAUGGCAGGGAUAAAGCCAUGCCGCACCGUCCACGGGGUGACGAACUUGCCGACGCCGUAGCCCCAGAGGUUCUUGUUCACAGUGAUGGUAACAAAGAUACUUCCCGCAACAGGCUUAUAGCUGUCGAUGGCAUAGGUGCUGAUAAUGGCGGGGAUGGCAGCAACUUGGAUACCUGCGCCUGUGUAGCCGAUGAUGACUAUUGCCUAAAAAGGCGACAUAUUAGCCACGUCGAUUCAGAGAUGAAGUAA